Molecule: messenger RNA, 1326 nt
Organism: Solanum pennellii
Lineage: Eukaryota; Viridiplantae; Streptophyta; Magnoliopsida; Solanales; Solanaceae
Product: BTB/POZ domain-containing protein At4g30940-like
Exons: 1
Coding region: 1-1326 (441 amino acids)
Biological process (GO): protein homooligomerization
Molecular function (GO): protein binding
Source: RefSeq, a predicted model, not a curated record
AUGGGAACUCCGAAUGGUAGGGUGAAACUCAAUGUUGGUGGCAGAAUCUUCGAAACUACAGCCACAACCUUAGAGUUUGCUGGCGAAAAUUCAUUCUUUCGAGCCAUGUUAGAUGAUAAUUGGAAUUCAGCAAUCACUGAACACUUCAUUGAUAGAAAUCCCGACUGUUUCGGUGUUCUUUUGGACUUACUCAGAACAGGAGAUCUUUAUAUUCCUCCAAAGAUCGACAAAAAGCUCCUAUACAAAGAGGCAGAAUAUUAUGGUAUUCUGGAUCAAGUUUGGUCAGCUGAGUGUGCUAAGUUUGAUGGCAAUAGGCCUCGGUUGGCACGUUCCUUAACGGGCUGGUCAGUAAGGGAUGGUAAAAUCUCUCGGGCUAUUCAUGCUAGCCCGACUGGGUGGUGCUGUGUGGCUCAUGGUAGUAUGGCUCACGUAUACGACUGGAUGCUAGAAGAACGCCCUACAAUCAAUCUUGAUUACCAUAAGGUGAACGAUGUUCAUUGGGUUGAUUCCAAUAAUAUUGUGGUUAGCUCUAAUGAAAAGCUAGAUAAUGGAGGCAUGGGGUUAUUCAAUGCUUCAACAGGGGAAUUGAGUUAUAAAUUUCAAGUUACAGAUGUAUUAAAAGGUUAUAGAGCAGGUGCACUCGGUUUUAACUCGGAUAACAAGUUGUUCUCUAGUUGUAACAACGCUAACAAUGGGCAUGGAAUCGGUGUUUGGGACCAAGUGACAGGUAAGCAGAUAAAUUUCCUCAACAGGUCACCAUACCGUCGUCAGAGUUAUGCUAGCAGGUUGCAAUGGCUACAUGAUACCAAUUGUAUGAUGAUUGCUAGUUUCAAUCCAAGGAAUGACAUUAGCUUGUAUGAUGUUAGGAAUGACAAGGUGGUUUGGUCUUGGUCUGGUGUCUACGCGCCUAACAGUUAUGACGUUCAGGAUGAGAAAAUUUUUAGAGAUGCGACAGCAAUAGAGGAGAGUAAUUCAAUUUGUAUAGUAGAUUGGAACGAGUGUCUCGGUUUCAUGGAUUUGAGGGGUGAUGGAACAAUAAAUUGGAGAAAUUCUAUCAAGGAUGUUAACCCUUUUUCUAACUGGGAGUAUAGAAGUAACAAUUGUUAUCCCAAACUGGCAUUUCACGAGGGGCAAUUGUUUUCAUCAUUGAACGAUACCAUUACCGUUUAUUCUGGUUCUGAUUUGGUUCCAACAUCGCAGUUUCUGCAGAGCCACGGUGGUCCAAUUUGUGAUUUUUCAAUUGCUGGUGACCGCCUUUUUGCUCUUCAUAGAAACGAAGAUGUUCUUGAUGUAUGGGAAACCCCUCGCGGAUUAACUAUAUCCUAG